CGGGCGUGACCCGCGAGCGUAACAAAUUGCUAACGCGACGUGCGAAACAAAACGUUUCGCGUGCUGUUUGACUCGAGUGAUUUCCGUUUAUUAUUUAUGAGAGACGCGUGUAGCACGCGUAUAUUUUCGCGCUCGUUUCACACAACCUUGAGAUGUUCACAGGAGGCUUAACAAAAUUAAGUAUGUGUGUUAAUGACAAUGAGGGAAAUAUCAUAGAGCAGACUUGAUAUCAGCGUUCGAAUGUUAACUUCGGGAUUUUCUUUUCAACAGGAUUUCACUGCAACCUUUUUCUUCCGUCAGUACUGGAGAGAUCACCGCCUAGCAUUCGGAAAACAUCUUCAAGCAGCUUCCAUUAAACCUGGAGCUCCCUUUGUCGAUCAAAUAUGGCUGCCGGAUACCUUCUUUGAAUCAGACAUGACUGAUCAUAAAACUCGACAUGACUUCCUGCUGGAGAUUACUGCAGAGGGAAACAUCACUUAUAGCAUAAGAUUGAUUUUUCCAGGAAACUUUUCUGCUCUGGCAGUUUCUCUUAGAUUAAAACGCCAUAUUGGUUAUUACAUCAUCCAAGACUUUAUUCCCACUGCACUGAUUGUCAUGCUCAGUUGGGUCGGCUUCUGGAUCAAUGAACACAGCAUACCCGCCCGAGUCUCCCUCGGUAUCACCACGGUGCUCGCCAUAACAACACUUCUCUUUGGUGUCCAGGCCUCUCUCCCUAAAGUCGGUUACAUCAAGGCCAUCGAUUUUUACCUACUGGGAAGCUUUCUCUUUGUUUUUGGUGCGUUGGUAGAGUUUGCGGUCAUCUGUACCGUGACAAAUUUAAGGGAAGAGAAAUCACGCGUUGCUUCAGAGAGGAAUGAGGAUUCCCCGCGUGAUCCAUCCACGAUCCUCGCGAGUGGCUUCAACAGCCCGUCAAUGGGUUUCAAAGAGCCCAAGGUAACUUUCAAGAAGAUUCUGAUCUUCAAUCACCUCAUUACUUUUUUUUAACGCUCUGUUUACUAUGUGGUUCUUUUUACC
Orbicella faveolata is the source of this 1014-nucleotide messenger RNA. RefSeq names its product gamma-aminobutyric acid receptor subunit beta-3-like. Gene Ontology annotation, molecular function: extracellular ligand-gated monoatomic ion channel activity; transmembrane signaling receptor activity. Gene Ontology annotation, biological process: monoatomic ion transmembrane transport. The record is from RefSeq and is a predicted model, not a curated record. Gene Ontology annotation, cellular component: membrane. Lineage: Eukaryota; Metazoa; Cnidaria; Anthozoa; Scleractinia; Merulinidae.